CACACACACUGAUAACUGUAGACAUUGGUCAGGCUCUUAAAAUGUUGUUGAGAGGCAACCAUUAUGAUAAACGAGGGUUUGACAUGCUUUUAGAGGAAGAGAUGACACACUCAACGGACAUCGAUCGACAUUUAGCGACAGAAGAAUAUAUAACAUUAGAUAUUUGAACGCGAUGCGGAAACGCGGAACUUUAACAUUUUUUUUAGUUACUCAGAAACGAUUUUUGAUUUGUUUCUUAAUUAUUAGCGGGAAAAAAUAAUAUAAAAUGGCUUCUAGAUCGGGUUUAUCAGGUUUCCCCGUCAACCCCAGUACCCCAAUAAACCCCAGCAUGAACCCCAUGAACCCGGGUCACAGCAGCGCCAUGAGAAUGCCAGCAAUGCCGCAGAAUUCACCCUUCAGAGGGAUGGGCAGUACCCCGAACCAGUACCACCAAUGUCACAAUAGUAAUCCUCAAAUCCUACAGUCGUACCCACAGCGCUCGAGUAUGUCACCCAGCCGAGGAAUGCCAAUGGGGGGCAUGGGGUCUAUGGUUUCCACUCUGCCCGGUCCGUCUUAUAGUGGAGCCAUGCCCAUGCGACCCGGGAUGCCUCAAGCUGCGAUGGACCCUGUCCGGAAGAGACUCCUUCAGCAGCAGCCCGGGGGUCUUAUGGGUCCAAGAAGGGGGGUGAAGAGGCGUAAGAUGGCUGACAAAGUCCUCCCACAAAGGAUCAGGGAUCUGGUCCCAGAGUCUCAGGCUUAUAUGGACCUUCUGGCCUUUGAGAGAAAGCUGGACCAGACCAUUGCUCGCAAACGAAUGGAGAUACAGGAGGCCAUCAAAAAACCAAUCACGCAAAAACGCAAACUGAGGAUCUAUAUUUCUAACACCUACAUGCCUGGCAAGCCAGAAGGGGAGGAGGCUGAAAAAGUGGCAUCCUGGGAACUUCGAGUGGAAGGCAAACUCCUGGAGGAUCCUGGGAAACAGAAACGAAAGUUUUCAUCCUUCUUUAAAAGCCUGGUUAUUGAACUGGACAAAGAACUUUAUGGCCCAGACAACCACUUGGUGGAGUGGCACAGAAUGCUUACAACUCAGGAGACAGACGGAUUUCAGGUGAAGAGACCAGGGGAUGUGAAUGUGAAAUGUACUCUCCUUCUCAUGCUAGACCACCAGCCUCCGCAGUAUAAGCUGGAUCCACGCCUGGCACGACUGUUGGGCGUGCACACUCAGACCAGAGCCAGUAUCAUGCAGGCCUUGUGGCUCUACAUCAAAAACAACAAGCUGCAAGACUGCCAUGAGAAAGAGUACAUUAACUGCAACCGAUACUUCAGACAGAUUUUUGGCUGCCCCAGGAUGAGAUUUUCGGAUAUCCCCAUGAAACUUGCCAGCCUCCUACAGCACCCUGACCCCAUCGUCAUCAAUCAUAUAAUCAGUGUGGAUCCCAAUGAUCAGAAGAAGACUGCAUGCUUUGAUAUCGAUGUUGAGGUGGACGACCCUCUGAAGGCUCAGAUGACCAGCUUCCUGUCAUCCACAACCAGUCAACAGGAGAUCACUGCCCUGGAGAUGACGAUCCAUGAGACUAUUGAAUCCAUCAACCAGUUGAAAACCCAGAGAGACUUCAUGCUCAGCUUCAGUAACUACCCACAGGAUUUCAUUCAGGACUGGCUCAAGUCACAGAGCCGAGACCUCAAAUUAAUGACAGACACUGUGGGAAAUCCAGAGGAGGAGAGAAGAACCGAUUUUUACCACUCACCCUGGGUCAAAGAAGCUGUUGGACGCUAUAUAUUUUCAAAGGUCCAGCAGAGGAGACAGGAAUUGGAACAGGUACUGGGAAUCCGACUCACUUAAGAGGAUUCAGACUUCAAAUCCACAGUCACCCGAGGAAUUGGCUCAAAUACAGAUGAUAAUGAAGCUUUCUGUUUGAAAACCAGUGGAGGAACUUCAUGUAGAAGUUUGGGUGCUGGGAUUGUUUAGUAUAUUGCUUGUCGGUUUUAGCACUUGUACUAUUACACACAUCUGGCCAUAUAAAUUUCAAAUGGUUUUACAGUAACUGGAACUUCAGUACGUAUCUUUCUCUUUGCAUUCAUUUUCUGAUCUUCUCUUAUAUAAUCUGAAAAUGAGGCAUCCAGUUCAUGAUUCAGUUUGUUGACAUACUCAUCUUUGCUAUUAUUACAUCUUUUUGUAUAUUUUACAGUAAGAUAUACAGUACUGUAGCUUGUUGGCUAGAACCCCUAUAGGUAACUGAUGCAACACAGCUUCUUUUUGUUCAUCAAUUUUGUGUUUAUGGUAGGAAUUGCCAAACUCAAUCAACAUUUGCCAUUUAGUUUUUGAAAGGUUUCCAAUUCUGACUGCAAAGGCUAUUUUUACAAUUGAAUUGCACAGUUUUUGAGUUAAGAUGCAGUUACUUAUAAUUAAGUAGACUAGUAAUGAAAAUGCAAUUUUUUCUUCAAUUUUCAAUAUUGUGGAGUUUUCCAUUUGGUCUCUCAGGAAAAUAUGUGCUGCACUGCAUUCAAGAGCCAUGUUUUUGUAUUUCCACCCCAGCGGGAAAUCCAGCACAUUUGGUUGUCCAGCUGUUUUAGUUCAGUGUACCAGACUUUCUGUCUUCAUCUUGUUGGUGUGUUUACAGAUUUUUUUUUUUUUUAGCAUUGAAAGUCCGCUGCAGUGGCAGAGACCAUACAGCAGUGACCGAAUUUGUGAAAGGUAGUGCUUCAGGUGUGCGAACCAUCAGCAUAUUCUUAU
Molecule: messenger RNA, 2713 nt
Organism: Sinocyclocheilus anshuiensis
Lineage: Eukaryota; Metazoa; Chordata; Actinopteri; Cypriniformes; Cyprinidae
Product: SWI/SNF-related matrix-associated actin-dependent regulator of chromatin subfamily D member 2-like
Exons: 13
Coding region: 266-1822 (518 amino acids)
Source: RefSeq, a predicted model, not a curated record